Molecule: messenger RNA, 375 nt
Organism: Rhagoletis pomonella (apple maggot)
Lineage: Eukaryota; Metazoa; Arthropoda; Insecta; Diptera; Tephritidae
Product: histone H2A-like
Exons: 1
Cellular component (GO): nucleosome
Molecular function (GO): DNA binding; structural constituent of chromatin; protein heterodimerization activity
Source: RefSeq, a predicted model, not a curated record
AAUCACCAAAUAAGGUAUCGAUUAUCAAAGUACUCAUUUGAUAGUAUCGUUAGAACUCUACCCGUUGGUCGUAUUCAUCGCUUGUUACGCAAAGGCAACUAUGCUGAACGUGUUGGUGCCGGCGCUCCAGUUUAUUUAGCUGCUGUUAUGGAAUAUUUGGCGGCUGAAGUACUUGAAUUGGCUGGUAAUGCUGCUCGUGAUAACAAAAAGACCAGAAUCAUUCCACGUCAUUUACAAUUGGCCAUCCGCAAUGAUGAGGAAUUGAAUAAACUGCUGUCUGGUGUGACCAUUGCUCAAGGUGGUGUUUUGCCAAACAUUCAAGCUGUACUUUUGCCCAAGAAAACCGAAAAGAAAGCUUAAAGUGCACAUUGCAGU